AUGUAUGGUCUAUCCUCCACGAGGCAAUUCUCCCUUACCAUGCGCAGGAGCGCUAGGCUUGCGCGCAGAGGCGAUGCUCGCGACGUUGAUGAAUUUCCUGAUGUGGAAUUCAACGACAUGUUUCUUAACGCCUUUCCUGAAGUCAUGACCGACGAAGAGCCUGACCAUGGACUCCUCAAGCCACGAAUAUAUAACCCGCAGUCUUCAUCCUGGGAGCCUCAUAGCAAUCAAGACAUAACACACAAGAAGGGAGAUCUCUUGAAGGUUGUAUCAUGGAAAUUGUUUCCAUCUGCUUCAAGCCUUGCAGCCGUUCGUGCCUCCGCCGCCAUCGAUCAUCUACGGAACAUGUUUGGCCAAAAGCCUGACAACCUCGUGGUAAUGCCACAAGAGAUCAGGGAAGAAUCACUAGACGCUAUCCUGAAGAAUGAAUGGGCUCAACAAAACUUCAUUCUCUCAGACACGGAGCCACCAUACAGCGAGUAUAAAUUUGAUCAAUUUGAUGAUUUUGAUGAGGGAAAAGGCGACCUGGAAUCCAAUCAAUGUUUCUCCAUGACGAUGGUUUCGCGAAAUUUGCCGAUAUCAAACUGCUCUCGGGUCUCAUUUUUCUCUGGAACGAAUUGCGAUGCCCUUGUGGUUGACGUUCCUGUGUCCGAGUCCGAGGGCCAUGGUCCCAAGAUAUCAAAACAGUCACUUCGCCUAUGCACGACGCGCCUUGAGCCAAACUAUAGUAACCCGGAUCUUCGUCGCUCCCAGCUCGUUACAGUCUCUGAGCUAUUGAACGGCAAAUGGUCGCAGGGACAACAAACCUUGGGCGGACUGGUGGGUGGCAACAUGGGUCCACUUGCUGUGUCUGAGAGACAUAUCCACCGAGAUCCUGAGAUAGGCUUGAUGAAUGUCUGGGAAAAUAGGCCAGCACCGGUGCCACCAACCGUAAAGCCUUCCCGAAACGAUGAACGUUCUAAAGCCAGAGCAGAUGCAUGGACUUUCCACCCGGACAGGAAGAGGCACGAAAGAAAGCUGGACAAGUUUCUCUACAUAGGGUCCAUUGAGACGGUUACUUUAGAUGAAGCUGAGAAUAAAACCAGAAAAAUGGGCCGCUUUGGAAGGGAUUGGAAAACCCAAGCUGGGUCAAAGAAGGUCUGCGUCAGCGAACACAGUGGUAUUAUGGUUGGUAUCAAGGUUGCAUGA
Messenger RNA from Fusarium venenatum, 1188 nucleotides. RefSeq lists its product as uncharacterized. Lineage: Eukaryota; Fungi; Ascomycota; Sordariomycetes; Hypocreales; Nectriaceae. The record is from RefSeq and is a predicted model, not a curated record.